Messenger RNA from Phyllopteryx taeniolatus (common seadragon), 2748 nucleotides. Its product is annotated as gastrula zinc finger protein XlCGF57.1-like. Lineage: Eukaryota; Metazoa; Chordata; Actinopteri; Syngnathiformes; Syngnathidae. Gene Ontology annotation, molecular function: RNA polymerase II cis-regulatory region sequence-specific DNA binding; DNA-binding transcription factor activity, RNA polymerase II-specific. The coding region runs from base 736 to 2358 and encodes 540 amino acids. The record is from RefSeq and is a predicted model, not a curated record. Gene Ontology annotation, biological process: regulation of DNA-templated transcription. The transcript is spliced from 2 exons.
UCUACCAAUACCCGUGAGGGUAAUGACGUAGGGAGGUAGAAGCGAAACACUGUAACUUGACGAACUAUACAUAUCUAUUUUUAAAGCAAUAAUAGCAAAGCCCGGUCAGAUGUGUGUUUAUUUUGGAUAAUGUACAAUACACUAGUCACCGUUUUUCAUUGAUUACUACGCUUAACAGAAGAAAAACAUUGCUCAAUUUCAUCUUGGUACAAGCUGAAGCUUCUCGAAGUUGGAUCUUUUGAGCCGCGUCAACGCCGACUUGUCUCCCGCAAGAAGAAUACACAAUUAAAGGUGUUAUUGUUUUGAUUAGUAUUUCCGUUUUUAUUAUGUCGAUUUGCGUGCUCGUGACGUAACUUGCGACCAAGCGCCCUGCUGUGGAUUUUCCGCUGCAGCUCCCCAUCCGCGCACUUUUUAUUAUUAUUAUUUUAUUUUUUAACGUAAUCGCUGCUCUCUCUUCGACGCACCUCACUAAAUCUUACUGAAUUUCUACCGAACGAACUGAAUCCUCGACGCGGUGCGUCCAUCGGUACUUCGCUUGGACUCAAACAUUAUUCGUUAAAUCCUCGUGUCCGGUUUAAGUCGUAUCGGUGCCCGUUGAAGCUUCCAGGCCUAGCCUAGCCUAGCCUAACCUAGCCUAGCCUAGCUUGCUGACAAAGAGACGCGUUUGUCAUAGACACAUCGCGAAGCCGAGAUCGAGUGUGAGCCUAAAAAAAGCGCCGUGACUGCCGUGUGAGAAUGUGUGCGAGAAGGACAGCGGCAGAGUACGAGGAGCAACUUUGUGGACCAAAUGAGGCGAAGGAGCGAGAACGUCAAAUACUGGACGCUGUUUUCAAGACGCCUCGCGUCGGGUUACACCCUGCAGACAUCAGUAAAACCUUGGAGCCUUCUCAUAUUAAAGAAGAGGAUGAGCCAGUGCAUCCUUACAUUAAAGAGGAGGAAGAACUCCUAUAUAUUGAGCAGGUGGAAGAAGAGCCUGUGAACAUUGAGGAGAAGGCGGAUUUCACCAAGUUGCCAUCGAUUGUUGUCCUUUUGAAGAGCGAAGAUGAAGGGCAAAGUGAGAGAGGGGCGGAGUCUCCAAGCAGCAGCUCAAGUCCACAUAUGGCACCAGAAGGUGAUGGAGACCACUCUGCAGAAUCGUCAGCAGACGGCCUCAUAGCUCCACUAUCAGAUAGUGAUGACAUGUCACUCUCUCCUCACACUGACGACGAUGAACAGUCUGAAGGGGAUAUGACAUGUCUCACUGACAACAAAUGCUGGAAAUGUUCUCAUUGUAGGAAAACGUUUGUCUACAAGUCUCUUUUGAAAAAGCAUAUGAUGAUACACACUGGAGAGAAGCCUUACGCAUGUUCAGUUUGUGGGCAAAGAUUCACUCAAGAGGGACAUUUAAGAAGACACACAAGAAGACACACUGGAGAGAAACAGUUUGUCUGCACAGUUUGUGGUAAAAGAUUUGCUCAAAGAACCAGUUUGACAACACACACACGAACACACACUGGAGAGAAACCUUUUGUCUGCUCAGUUUGUGGGCAAAGAUUUGCUCAGAGAAACCAUUUGACAACACACACAAAAACGCACACUGGAGAGAAACCUUUUGUCUGCUCAGUUUGUGGUCAAAGAUUCUCUGAAAAGGGAAGCCUAAAAAGUCACACAAGAACACACACUGGCGAUAAACCUUUUUCCUGCUCAGUUUGUGGUAAAAGAUUCUCUCAGAAGGGACAUUUAGGGGUUCACAGAAGGACACACACAGGUGAGGAACCUUUUUCCUGCUCAGUUUGUGGUAAAAGAUUUUCCCAGAAAGGACAUUUAGGGACUCACAGAAGAACCCACACUGGUGAGAAACCUUUUGCCUGCUCUGUGUGUGGCCAAAGAUUCUCUGUCAAGGGACAUUUAAAAACACAUGCAAGAAUCCACACUGGUGAGAAACCUUUUGCCUGCUCAGUAUGUGGCCAAAGAUUUACUACAAAGGCAUAUUUUAAAAUACACACACAAACCCACACUGAUGGGAAUCCUUUUGCCUGCUCAGUUUGUGGCCAAAGAUUCAUUAUGAAGGGAUAUUUAAAAAUACACAUGAGAAUACACACUGGAGAGAAACCUUUUCCCUGCUCUGACUGUAGUAAAAGAUUCUCUACAAAGGAACAUUUAAAAUCACACACGAGAACGCACACUGGAGAAAAACCUUUUGCCUGCUCAGUUUGUGGGCAAACAUUUUCUCUAAAGGGAAACUUAAAAAGUCACACAAGAACGCACACAGGUGAAAAACCUUUUGCCUGCUCAGUUUGUGGUCAUAGAUUCUCUAGAAAGGGAAACUUAAACAUACAUGCGAGAAUACACACCGGAGAUAAACCUUUUGCCUGCUGAGUCCAAAACAAAAAUCUCAGUAUAAGGAUCAGGAUGAAUGUGCUGGUACAGUAGUAGUACAGUAGUGGUGAUUAAUUCAGCUUUGAAUGAAAAUCUACAUGUAAAAUAUUAAAACUGCUGUGACAGUGAUUUGGAAUAAUCUACAUUUUUGUAUUCUAUCUACUUUGUUGUAUGCUAUCUAUCGUCUUGUAUUCUAAAUACCUUCUUAAAAGCAUCCUGUGGAUGACUGAAUUAGCACGCGUGCUAAAACAAAGCAAUGCACUCGACUGCUGUGUCAAAUGUUUUGUAAUGUGCAUAUCAAAGAAGCGAAACAUUGAUAGAAACUUGAACUCUUUGGGGUAAGAUGGAAAGCUAUGUAUGUGAUUCUGAAUAAAAUACUGUGGGACCUUG